This is a messenger RNA of Zasmidium cellare ATCC 36951, 1185 nucleotides long. RefSeq lists its product as uncharacterized. Bases 1 to 1185 code for a protein of 394 amino acids. The transcript has a single exon. NCBI's taxonomy places the organism in Eukaryota, Fungi, Ascomycota, Dothideomycetes, Mycosphaerellales, Mycosphaerellaceae. The record is from RefSeq and is a predicted model, not a curated record.
AUGUCGCGCCUCAUAGACCUUCCAGGAGAAUUGUUAUGCCAGAUACUAGAAGAAGUUGGAGGCAGCCAUCUCAGACGCGACAACGGCUCAGCAAGACUAUGUGUAUGCCGCAAAUGGUACGCAGCCGCAAGACCAGUGUACCUCUCAGGACUCGGAACCACAAAAGUCAACAUCUUCGGUCACAACCUAGGCGAGCUGGAGACCAAGUACAGCUACUCCAGCCUACGACGCCUGAUGCACAAGAACACGCGAGAAAUGCGAAUCAGACUGCUGGGUCAUUACUGGGACGAGAACUCUUGCCAAGCAUUUGACUCUGAAUACGUAGAAGACGACGAGGAAGGCGGAGCAGCAGGCCCUCCCACCCCAAUCAAUGAGCCACCCAUCGAAUUCGAAGAACCAGAGCACAUCGUAGCUCUGGAACAAUGGCGAGAUCGCUACCUUCGCCCGCAGCUCGACGCCCUCUUCACUGACCUUCGCCAUUUAGAGGCCCUGGAAUCACUCACCUUUGAAGCGAGCGCCGACCCUGAAGUAGGCCAUGAACGCGGACCACACUGGGAUUACCUCUACCAAUCCACAAUCCUCACCUUCCUGCACAACCUGCCCGUAACUCACGACCUGAAAGACCUGACCCUCGACAUAAGCGGCCUGCGCAACGGUCUCCUCAAUGACAGCGAAGCAGACCACCACCUGUGCACCUCCCUCGCCAAAAUCCUCCCCAGAAUCGAAAACGUCCGUCUGCGAAUGCCCACCCUCUGCGAAAAAAUCUUCGCACUCGACUCAAACCUCCAACCCAAUGAAAUCAGACUAAGAACCCUCAUCAUCAAACUCCACCUCCCCACCUUCCGCUACACAGACGAAGCCCGCGUGCAACGCUGUCCCCUAUCGCCAGGAACACGGACCAGUCAAGCCUUACUACUAACAUUCGCACGCAACUCAGAUAUCUUCAUGAAGAAGCUCGCCCAGCUGCGAGGAAGUGGGACCGGCCAUGGAAUAACGGGUUUGCGAAUCUCGUUUGCGUUUCCGGUGACGCCUUCGGUGUCGACGUUGGAUUGCUUGACGAUGCGGGUGCAGAACUUGCCGGAGGAUUAUUUUCUUUACGAGGAUGAUGGGAAGCCGAACUGGUAUGAAUUGAGCCAGGCGGGGAGGAUGUUGAAUGGUGGGGCGUUUAACAUAGGAACGACAUGA